Messenger RNA from Suillus subaureus, 2997 nucleotides. Its product is annotated as Golgi transport complex subunit 5-domain-containing protein. Gene Ontology annotation, cellular component: COG complex. The coding region runs from base 1 to 2997 and encodes 998 amino acids. The record is from RefSeq and is a predicted model, not a curated record. Gene Ontology annotation, biological process: intra-Golgi vesicle-mediated transport. Lineage: Eukaryota; Fungi; Basidiomycota; Agaricomycetes; Boletales; Suillaceae. The transcript is spliced from 18 exons.
AUGACGGACUACUCAUUGUUCACUAUCUCCGACUUUGAUGUUAAUGACUACGCCAACGCCAUUCUUGCUGGCGAGCCGUAUCCACAGGUUCACCAAACGCAGUACGCAAAGCCUCGAACGGGCACAGCUUUAGAAUCGGCCAAGGAGGAUAUAUCAGUCGCAAUAUCCAAGCUGGACUUGAGCAUUGAGGACGUGAGCAAGCAAAUCAAAAGUUUGGUUACCACCCACCAUGAAGAGCUACUUCAGCGAGCAGCGGGCGUCAAUAACCUCUCUGGAUCACUGACUUCAGUUCGACGUGGCUUGGAUGACGUUGAUGCCUCUUUGGAGAAACUUCGCCAGAAAGUUCGUGUUCCAUACCAAACUUUGGAAACGAGCGCCAUCAAGCUUCAACGUAUUCGUCAAACCUCAGAUGCGUUGCGACGUAUUUCACGUUUCGUUGUGCUCUCGCGACGUCUAGAAACUCAGAUUUCCGAGCUUGCUACGUUUGACAAGCCGGGCACUGCUGAAAAGAAAAGACCUAACAGUUCAGAAGGCUUGUCUGCGGAUCAGCAAGAUGACAAGGAGCGCACCAUUGCUAAGGCAGCAUUGACAAUUGCAGAGCUAGGUGCCUUGUUGGAUGGACCUGAAGAGACCGGAGAUACCCCAGUAAAAGACUCGUCAGAAACUGACGAUAGGACUGCACCAGCAACGGAUACCUUGGUCCCCCUCCGAUCUGUAAAGGCAGCAGCAGCACACAUACCAUUUAUCGAAGAAGCGCAAAACAAGGUUACGCAUGAGAUGGAAUCAAUGAUCAUGACUGGUCUUUCUACUUUGGAUCAAUCACUGUUGGCAUCCUCGUUACAAACAGCGUACAACUUACGUGCACUCCCGACGCUCAUACAGGGCUUAUCAAGAGACCUUUGUGACGCCGUCGAGGAACGGAUACGAACUGCAUUCGAUCUCUCACGUAUUUCCAAGGAAGUUGUUUCGAAGGAAAAUGUGCCUUCUUCUCAAGGUCUCUUAUAUAAGUCGCGUGUGCGAACAGAACCAACGAACAUCACAGCACCGCAAUGGACAGCUGCGCUUUGGGCCCGCCUUGAGUCUCUUAUCGAGGAGAUGGCUGCAUGCUGUAUCAAGGUGUACACUCUUGAGAAGGUCCUGAAAUUGAAGAAGGAUCCGAUAACCCAAAGAUCAUUCCUUCAUGAUGUAAUGAAGGUUCUAGAGAACAAACCUAGUUCUACAUUCUGGACUUCGCUGGGACGCUCGCUUGAGAAGUACGCUCGUGACGCUGCCAAGGGUUCGACCUUCCUUCAACAGACUCUUAGCUCUGGUUACCCGAGGCUCUUACGUCUUUUCCACGAAUUCUUUGCCAAAAUUGCAGUACAUACUGACACAGUCUAUACGCAAUCCCAGCAAUCACCAGAAACUGUUCUCGUCCUCCGUGCUCUUUCUACAUUUGAGGCUCUUUACCUCUCUCGUUCGACAACCCGCUUGAAUGAAGCCGUUUCCCAGGCUUUCGUUGGCGGCUCUCGCGCACCUCCAGGCGCUAACGAAGGUGUCGCAAUUGCGCGGGCAGUGAUGAACGAGCUUGAUUCAGCUAGGUUUGAUCCUUUGUUAAUGCUUGCGGUGGCGAGAAACGUUAGCGCAGCUCUCGAUGGAGCGACGAUGAGGGCCGAGGGUCUAAUCUCUUCAGAUCGCUCAGUGGUCACACUUCUUGGGCCGAUGGCGACUCCACAACAAAUUUUGAACGGCCAGGUUGCGACGUGCCUUUAUUACUGCUGGACGAAUUUGGAGAAGAUAGCUGAAGAACACACCGAGAGCGCUGCUUCGCUUGUAAGACCUGGUGUAAAGAAACUGCAUGUCACUUACGAUAGCAUCGUUGACCCCCUCCUUACGGCAAUACGAAGGGAGCUCGCUUCCAUCGUCUCGAGACUUCAUAGGGUUGACCUGCAGAAGGCCAUGGGGCCGAUGGCAGGCAUGGCAGGGCCAAGCCUGUACAUGAAAGACCUCGCUGAUAAACUCAACUACGUCAAGAUGCAGAUCUUGACUAAUUUUUCGAGUGACAUGACACAGUCCUGGGUGCUCUCUAUCGUGAAAUACGUUAUCCGAAUCUUUGUGCUUCAUGCCAGUAUCGCGAAACCGUUAGGAGAGAGCGGGAAGCUGCAGCUCACGACAGAUAUGACAGAGCUCGAAUUUGCGUUGGGUGCGUUUCUUGGGCCUUCAAGCAAGCGUGGCCUUGAAGUAGCCGGGGAGGAGUAUAAAAUGCUCAGAGCUAUGCGACCCCUCCUCUUCCUCGACACAGCUUCACUUGCAAGUCCAACGCACGCCGCGAACCUGCCUCCGCUUGUAGUGCUGCACCAUAUUCUUGUACGGUCCCCACUGCCGCUACCGCAUAUAAUGCAUGGAUGGCAAGAAGCGGAGUAUGUGCGAUGGGUGGAAGAGCAUAGAAAAGAGGAUGCGUGGGGGCUGGUUGAGGCUGCGCUGGUCGGGAAGGAGGGAGAGUUUGUAGAACUUGCAAGUAGGGUGCUGAGGCAAGCGAGGGAUAAGCGGCAACGAAUGCCACUGCCAGAACCCGCUACGGUGAUGAUGCUGGACUGCAUUACUGAUGACGAUGUGGGACGGAAGCUCCGUGUUGCUGGACGUAUGCUCACAUAUGACCCUUCCACCGCACUUGUGCUUCUCUCAUUUUCCUCCCAUGGACUUCUGGUAGACGUUUCUCUCGUAAUCGAUCCCGAUGCGGUGCUUUCUACUGUAAAAUGGGGCGGAACACUUGAUCCAAGUGUGGACUAUAACUGGAUGCACGAACGUAAAGCAUGGGUGUGGGUUAUGGGAUGGUUGGAAAGGUCUGAGGACCUUCCAAUACCAGAGCCACCACCCUACACAUCACAACCAGACGUUGACACGUCGAUCGUGCUUAAGGCGCUGAACGUCACUCCUGCGCGCGAUCUGGAUAUUGCCGGGCUACGGUCGGCACUUGCGGCAAGAGGAGAGAUACCACCUACGACGUAUCCAGUGUGA